Molecule: messenger RNA, 12150 nt
Organism: Closterium sp. Yama58-4
Lineage: Eukaryota; Viridiplantae; Streptophyta; Zygnematophyceae; Desmidiales; Closteriaceae
Source: the annotation of a GenBank genome assembly
AUGCCGGCGAAGGAGGAGGACAAGAGUAAGAAGGACAGAGAAAGGAGGAAAAGCAGGGAUAAGGAUCGAGAUAAGGAUCGAGAUAAGGAUCGAGAUAAGGAUCGGGAGAAAGGUCGAGAUAAGGACCGUGAUAAGAAUCGAGGCGAUAAAGAGAAGGAGCGAUCGGAAAGGCACAAGGACAGGAAGCACAAGGAGAGAAGCAAGGAGAAGGAGAAGGAGAAGGAGAAGGAGAAGGAGAAGGAGAAGGAGAAGGAGAAGGAGGAGAGGAAACGUGAGAAGAAGGAUGAAGAGAAAGGGACUGGUUUGGCGGAGGGGGGUAAGGAGGAGGGACAGGAAGGAGCGGGAGGGGAGGAGGGAGAGUUGAAGGAUGAGGGAGCAGCAGGGGAGGCGAAAGAUAGGGGAAGGGAGGAUAAAGACAAGACUAAGGGUAAGGAGAAGGAGAAAGAAAGGGAGGAGAAAGAGAAAUCGAAGGACAAGGAGAGGGACAGGAAGAGAGAUAGGGAGAAGGAGGAGAAGCGGGAGAAGGAAAAAAGCCGAGAUAAGGAGAAGGAGAGGGGAAGGGACAAGGAUAAGCACAAGGAGAAGGAGAAGGAGAAGGAUAAAGAGAAGGCGAAGGAUAAGGAGAAAGAGAAAGGGGACAGAGACAAGAGCAGGGACCGCGAGAAAGAGAGACACAAGGAGAAGGACCGAGGCGCAGUGAAAGAUAAAGACGUGCGGAAGAAAUCGCCCGAAGCGGACCGUCCCUCCCGCCGAAGGCGUUCCCGCAGCCGCUCCCGCUCCCCCCGCCUCCUGCGCUCCCGCUCGCGCUCCGCCUCUCCCGCGCGCGCCGGCGGAAGGCGCGGGGGGGAAUCGCGAUCGCGCUCGAGAUCGCCGAAUCAGGAGGAGCGCGUUCGGCGGGCGCGGGAGGAGAGGGAGCGGGACGCCAUGGAAAGGUCCCCCUCUCCGGGGGAGAAGGCGCGGCGGCGGCGGGAGGAGCGGGAGCGGGAUAGCCUUGAGCGGAGCGGGUCUGAGGGGGAUGGGCGGAGAGGGGGGGCGGCGGGGGGCGGAGGAGAGGGGCAAGAGGUGGGAACGCGCGGGGGAUGGGAGAGGAGGGGAGGGGUGUUGGAAGGAGAAGCGGCUCGUGAUGCUGGGGAUGGGUAUUACGGUGGUGGUGGGGCGUAUGGUGCAGUGGGUGCGGCAGGAGGGGAUGUGGAUAUGUCAGCUGCUGAUGCUUCACUGAGUGGCUACGGUGAAGCCAGUGCUGGUGCUGCUGCUGCUGGUGGUGCUCCUUCUGUGCUGCCCCCUAUCCCGCCUCUGCCGCCGCCUCCCCCGCCCCCCAUUGACCCCGAGGCGGAAAUGAGGAUGAUGCAGAUGAUGGGCAUUCCCAUGGACUUCAACACCACCAAGGGCAAGGAGGUGAAGGGAGCCAAUCAACUGAGUGCUGUGAAGCUGUCCACCAAGAGGCAGCCACGUCAGUACAUGAACAGAAGAGGUGGUUUCAACCCCAUGGCUGCCGCUGCACAGAUCAGCUCAGCUGCUCUCAGGAUCCCAGAGAGGUCCGUCUAUGGUGGCUCGUUCGCCACAUUCUCGGGAUUGUCGGCUGAGAAGACGUUCACCGCUCGCAUGACCGUCAGUGUGCAAGGUCAAACGAGCCACUCGGCUCUGCUAGUGGAGGCCAGGGAGGCAACCCGGAGAGAGAAGGUCAAGAACCGUCACAUGCGGAUCCGCAAAAAGUUGAGCGGAACCACCGAGAGGCCACGCCUCGCUGUGUUCCGCUCCAACAACCACAUUUACGCGCAGGUGGUUGACGACACCAAGCAGCACACUCUCGCCGCCGUGUCCACCCUCACACCUUCCCUUCGCGAGGAGCUGAAACUCACGUCCGGCCCCACUGUGGAGGCGUCGCGGCGUGUGGGUCAGGAGAUUGCCAAGAUCUGCUUGGAGAGGGGAAUCAGCAAGGUGGCCUUUGACCGCGGGGGUUUCGUGUACCACGGCCGCAUUCAGGCUCUUGCGGACGGUGCUCGUGAGGGCGAUAACGUGUUCGAUGGAAGCGCGACGUCCGAGGAGGUCUUUCAGAGCCGCGCGUGCGAGAUCGCUAAAGCUGUUGUGGAUGGCUUCAACGGGACUAUUUUCGCCUACGGUCAGACCAGCAGCGGCAAGACGUUCACCAUGAGAGGCGUGCCUGCGUGCGAAGGCGUCAUCCCGCUCUCCGUCCGUCAGGUCUUCGACACCAUCUCCCAGACAAUGAACCGGGAGUUUCUUUUACGAGUUUCGUACCUCGAAAUUUACAACGAGGAGAUCAACGACCUGCUGGCUCCCGACAACCGAAGGCUUCAGAUUCACGAGAGCUCCGAGGUGCGAGGCGGCUCUUGGGGAUGUGUUGAUUCUGACGGCAUGCCUGUGCCUGUGCCUGUGCCAUAUGCAGCGAAUCGGUCCAUUGGAGAGACGAAGAUGAACGAGAAGAGUAGCCGCUCCCACGCCAUCUUCCGUAUGGUGCUUGAAAGCAGGGAGAUCCCGGAGGAGGGGGCUACAGAGGCUGAAAGUCCUGUUCUCGUCUCCAGUCUGGCCUUCUCUUCCCCUCCUUUUGCGAAGUCUCUCUCUCUUAUUCAUGCGCCCCUCGUGUUCCCCUCCUCGCCACCCCCUCCACCUCAGAAUUUGGUGGACCUUGCCGGGUCAGAAAGGGUGGCGAAGACAGGUGCGGAGGGGUCACGGCUGAAGGAGGGGGCGCACAUUAACAAGAGCCUGAUGACGCUGGGAACGGUGAUCAACAAGCUGAGUGAAGGCGCGGAUAGGAACGGGGCGCACAUCCCGUACAGAGACAGCAAGCUGACGCGCAUCCUGCAGCCAGCGCUGGGUGGCAACACCAAGACAGCCAUCAUCUGCUGCGCCACUCCCGCCCUGAGGCAUGAGGACGAGACGCAUGGCACUCUCCGAUUCGCGCUCAGAGCGAAGUGCAUCACCAAUUGCGCCAAAGUUAACGAGAUCGUCACCAACAACGUGCUCCUCAAGAGGCAGGCAAAGGAGAUUGAGGACCUGCGGCGCAAGCUGGAGGCAUCCCACUCGCCUGAGAUGGAGCAGGAAAUCAUGAAGCUGCGCAACGCCAUGCUCAAGCCCCCUUGUGGGAAGCAUUGGAACAAGCUGGAGGCGUCCCACUCGCCCGAGAUAAAGGUGACCAUUGACUAUGGAUCGGAGAAGGAGGCAAUAGCGCUGCAGCUGCAGGAGGAAAAGCGUGUAAUGGAGUCGGAGAAGGAGGUGAUAGCGCUGCAGCUGCAGGAGGAGAGGGCGGCGCACUCACAGAAGGAGCAGCGCAUCAAGGAGCAGGAGAGGAAGAUUGAGAACCUCAGCACGCUCGUUAUUAAGGCCGCUGCAGGGGACAGGCAGAACGACAGGCGGCCCAAAAAGGGCAAUCGCAGGGAGUCGUGGUGUCCCAACGCACGAGUGGAGAGCAGCCCAGCCGGAAUCAAGGAGAACCAGCCUGGGGGAAUCAAGCGCCUGGCAUUCAUGCGCCGUGCCAUGGCCUUCAAAGAGGACGAUGAGGAAGAGGAGGAGAAGGACGAGAAAGAUGAGAAAGAUGCGAAGCCAGAGAAGGUUCAGGAGGUGAAUGGGGCUGCGAGGAAGAGGCGGAUCAGCAGCGUGCAGAAGCUGGCAGCUCUGUGGGAGACGAAUGGGCCAAAGGAGGUGAAGGAAGAGGAGGAGGAAUCGGACGAGUUUCAGGACAGCCAGUUGUUUCAGAGUGAAGGGCGGUUUGGGUCUGGGGUUUCCCAGGAUGAGAGUGCUCGUGAUGGGUCAAAGAAGAGGCGGGCUGCGCCGGGCUUCGGAGAUAAGGAGAAGGAGUCUUCGCCAGUGGCAAAGAAACCUUUGCGUGGUGUGACCAUCAGCAGCACCCUGUCAGCUCAAUGGAACGAAGGGCAUGCAAAGCAGCUAGCAGAGAAGGACGCGCUUAUAGCGCAGCUGCAAGCACAGGUAGCCGCCAUGCAGGCCAACGCAGGCGGAGGAGGAGGAGGAGGCACAGGAAGAAGCGCAGGAGGCGGAGUGGGUGUUGCAAACGCAGAAGUAGGAGCAGGCCCUGGUGCAGAGACAAGGGGGGAGGCGGGCGAGGGAGGGGAGGAGAAGGAUCAGGAGGCGUGGGGUGCAGGGCCAGGCCAGGAGAGGCGGUCCAAGAGCAUGGGCACCCCGGCUGUGCUGGCGCACGGGCUUCAGGCUAAGGUGGCGGCUCUUGAGAUGGAGAAGGCGUGCAUGCAGAGGGAGCUGGACUAUGUGACACAGCAGGCCAAGUCACAGGCGAGGGAGCAGGCGGAGGAGCAGGCGAGCACCAUGCAGAGGCAACAGCAGCUUCAGGAGGAGCUUGAGGAUUGCAAACGGCAGCUAGAGGAGGCACAGGCAGCUGCGAAGGCAGACACUUCCCCCUGCGACAACUGCAGCGCACUGAAGGAAGCUCUGGAAUCAGCCAACUCCCAGCUGUACGAGACAGAGCAUUUGCUACAGGAAGCCACCGCCGAAGCAGCUCAAGCAAGAUCCGGGCCAGCAGGAGCAGCGGGACAGCUGAUGGAGAAGCAGAGGGAGCUGGAGGCAGCAGUGUGGGAGGCAUCUCAGUUGAAGCGGCGGGUGGAGGAGCUAGAAGCGAAUGUGAUUGCAGUGGAAGGGGUGCUGCUGGAGGUGAGCGGGGAGAAGGACGCCUUGGAGGAGGAGGUUGGCAAGCUGAAAGCACUGCUGGCGGAAGGGAAAGUGGGGACAGGUGGGGACGACACGGCUGGGAAGGGAUGUGAUGUGAGGGGGCUGGAGGAGAUAGAGAGGUUGAGGGAGGCGGUGGAGCAGAGGGAACGGGAGCUGACGUCCCUCCAGGACGCUGUGAGGAGGGUGCAGGCAGAUGUUUCUCAGGCUCUAAGGGAGAGCGUCCCUGCCCCUGCCUCUACUCCUUCCAGCAAUGGCAACAGUCUCGUUGAAGGUCAUGGCAGGGGGCCUGGUGCAGGUGCUGGGAGGGUGGUGGUGGGGGAGAUGAGGGACCUGUGUGCGGCUGUUGGGCGGGUGAUCUCGUCCUUAGCUGCUGCCAGGAGUGAGACGGAGGAUUUGAGUCUUCAGCUGAAGCAGGCGAGGGAGAGUGAGGCGGAAGGCGCAAGAAGGCUAGCAGAGGCUAGAGCUGCAGCAGCAGAGAGCGCCAGGCAGCUGGCUCAGGCUCAGUCGCAGAGGAAGGGAGGAGAGGAGGUGGGAGAGGUGGUAACCAGGCUGCAAGCGGAGUUGGAAGAAGCCGGGAGGGAGCUGGAAAGGGCGGUGGCUGCUCGGGAUACUGUGGAGCUGAACCUGUUGACUGCCAGACGAGAGGCAGAUGCGAGGGCUGCUGAGAGUGCGAGGCAGGUGGGGGUACUAGAGGAGAAGGUGAGGGUGUUGGAAGGGGAGGUUGAGAGGGAGAGGGAGGAGAGAAGGACGUGGGAGGAGCGGGCGGGGGAGAGAGAGGGAGAGGUGCGGAGGGCGGUGGGGGAGAAGAGGGAGGCGGAGGAGAGGCUGGAGGGAGUGAGGAGGGAGGUGGAGGAGAUGGGUGCGAGGGUUGGGGAGAAAGAGAGGGAGCUGGCUGCUGUGCAGGAGGAGCUCAAGCUGGUGCUGAAAGAGAAGGACGAAUCAAGCCAGAGGGCGGACCAGGUGGCAGCAGAGCUGGAGGCGGCAAGGGCCUCAGCAACUGAAGCUCAACUACAGCUCGAGGCGUGCAAACAGCAGCACGCAGAGGAGCUGGCAGAGGCACGCAAGGAGCUACUCGCUACCAAGAAGGAGAUGAGCUCCCUCAAGGGCAAGCCAGGAGCGGUCGAACGAGAGCGGGACCAGCUGAGGAAAGAAGCAGAGAAGCGGAAAACCAAGAUGCUGGAUCUAGAGGCAAAGCUGAAGGCGGUGCUUGCAGAGAAGCUGGGUCUGCAGGUGGAUAAGGCGAACCUGGAGCGCGAGGUGAAGAGCCUGAGGAACCAGAGCAACCAGCUGGCGAGGGAUCUCAGCAAGCGGGAGCAGGUGGAGGAUAAGCGGCGGGAGGUGCAGGCGAAGGCUGUGCAGGCAGACAGGCAGCUGGCGGCUAUGGCGGCGGAGAUUGAAGAGAAGGACAGGGCGAUUGUGGACCUUCAGGCAGCGUUGGAUGGGGCAGAGGGCGAGAGGGACGAGCUGAGGCUGAGGGUGGCGGCAGCGGAGGAGGAGGGGGAGCAGCUGCAGGCAGAGGUGGAUGCGGGACAGGCGGACCUGCAGGAGGUUCUGGCAGACUUUGAGACGGCCACAAGUCAGAUCAAGGCGCUGCAGGAGAUUCGCCAGGAGCUGACGGAGCAGUGUGAGGAGCUGGAGAAGGGCAAGGCGGAGGCAGAGGCAGCUGGGAAGGAGGCAGAGGGGAAGAUAGUGGUGCUGCAGGCGAGGAUUCAGCAGGCAGAGGAGGAAAAGCGGCAGCUGGAGGCAGACAUCGCUGCAGCGAGGAAGGAGCACUCUGAGGUAUGCGCACAGCACCAGGAGGCAGUGCAGGAUCUGGAGAAGGAGAAGGCGAGAGCGACCAAUCUGGAGCACGACCUCAGAGCGGAGAGAGCCAAGAGCGAGCGGCUUGGAAAGCAGGCGGAUGAGGUGGUGGCAAUGGAGAGCAAGCUGAACACAGCGAACGAGAGAAUUGCGGGGCUGCAGAGGCAGGUGCAGGAGCGGGAGGAGCAGGUGGAGCAUCUGAAGCAGGAGAGGAGGGAGGCGGAGGAGGAGGCACGUGCAGAGGGGGAAGGCGCUGCCCUAGCUGUCAAGAGGGAGCUGGCUUCGCUGCAGAACAAGUACAGCGCUCAAAAGGUAUGCUGGAUUGAUGCUCGUGUAGAGGCUGGUCUCAAGAGCAUGCUGUUGGAGGUGGUGGCAGUGCUGAUCAGCGCGCAGGACACCAACAGGAAGCUGGUGAAGGAUCUGGAGGGCGCCAGGCAGAAGCUGGCCGAGGCGGAGAAACAGAGGGAUGAGCUGCAGCAGGUGUUGGAUUUGAAAGAGGAGGCGUGGGAGGAGAGGGAGGAGAAGGAGAAGCGCCUGCAGCAGCUGGAGCUGGACGUGAAGCUGUAUGAGGCAAAUCAGAAGGACUACCUCAUGCAGAUUGAGUCGCUGGAAAAUCAGCUUCAAGCAAAGGAGAACCAGCCACUAGGUUCUUUGACUGUACAAGGUGAUAAAGUUUGUCACAUGAGCAUAGCUGUGGAACCCGAGGAUGGAAGUAACACCAACAGCGGUAGCCCCACUGACGAUGGCGACAGCAGCAGCGAUGAAGAGGACGACGACGGCACCGUCAGCAGCAGCAGAGGAGGAGACACCAAGCCGAAAGGAAAGGGUAAUGAGGGGCGGAUUGGAGUGGAGGAAGGAAAGGUGGAUGUAGCAAAGGGGCCUUCAGAUGUGGAUGAAGGGAUGGGGACAAAGGAAAAGGCUUUUGAGGUGCCUGAAACUAUGAGAGAGAGACGAGAGGGUUUAGAGGCGCCUGAACGAAUGAAAGGGAGCGGAAAGCUGAGAGAAGAUGCGGAGAGGCAGAGCAAGGAGGAGGAAAAGAGGAGAUCGGUGGAGCAGCAGAGGUUGGAGAGGAAGAGGGAGAGGAGGAGAGCGAGAAGAGUGAUGCUGCUGGCUGCCCAGCUGAAAGAGGCGCUGCAGAGGCAAGGGGAGGCGAGACAGGGGGAGGGGAUGGCUGUGCAAGGGGAGGGGAGGCAGGGGGCAAUGGGGGAGGGAGGAGCUAAGGGUGUUUGGGAUGAUGGGGCGGGAGAGGGGAGAGCGAGGGAUGACAAUGAAGGUGAAGGAGUGUCGGGUGAGGCAAGUAGGGAGGGACAGGAGGGAAAGAUGGGCGAAGGGGAGAGAAGGAUGGGAGAAGGGGAGAGAGGGAUGGGUGAUGGGGAGAGAGAUACGAGCGAAGGGGAGAGUGAUACUAGCAAGGAGUUGGAAGCGGUGAAGAUGGAAUAUGGGGGAGGAGAAGUGCGGAAGGUGGAAGGAGCAGGAGGGAGUCUAGAUGUGGAAGAGUUGAAAGCGGUUGAUUUGGGGCAGGUGGCGUUGCUACUGGGGGCUAUUGAAGGGCUCAAGGAGGUUCGGGAUCUGCCGAAGCUGAUGAGCUGGCUCGGUGGCGUAUCACAGGUGGAAGGUGGGGAGGCUGGUCGUGCUGAGGUGGAUGAGGCCCGUGAUGACGUGUCACUGGGCAGUGCUGAGGUGUCGCAGGUGCUGUAUGAGCUGGCGAUUGCGGAGGAGAGCGAGAAAGCACUGGCACUGCUGAAAUGGAUGGAGGAGAGGAGGGAGAGGGAGUGGGAGGGGAUGAGUACAGAUCAACGGAGAAAGAUGGUACAGGAGGAGAGAGCAAGGGAGGAGAGAGCAAGGGAGGCGAGAAAACUUGAAAGAGAGAUGCAACUUGGGGGAGAGGGAGUCGAGAGGAGGAAGGCAAGUGGGAGAGAGGGAGAGGAUGGGGUGUUAGAAGACGAGACUAAAGGAGGGGCGGCAGUUGAGCUGGGUUUUGAGGCACCGGAAGAGGGUCAAGAGGGAGAGCUCACCUUCUCCUUCCUGAUCCGCGCGCUGCUGCAAGAGGGGGAGCUGAAGCGAGCACCUCGCGUGCUGCGCGAGAGGAUGCCGCGCAGAAACGUGGUCCCUCGCCUUGAGGACGUGCAUGCAGUCAUGAAGGCCUUGUUGGGGCAAGGCGGGGACGCGGGAGUGGCGGAGGCGAUGAGGAUCAUGAAUGAGAUUCUGGGAGUGAAGGGGGAGGGGUGGAGGAGGGAGAGUACCUUACAGAAGGUCGAACCGAACGAGGUGAAGCAUUUUGCUGUGUGCAGCGUGCUCAAUGCUCAUCCUAAGUAUGCUCACACGCGUCCCUCUCUCGGUAUGCUCGCACGCGUCCCUCUCUCGGUAUGCUCACACGCGUCCCUCUCUCGGUUUGCUCGCACGCGUCCCUCUCUCGGUAUACUCACACGCAUCCCUCUCUCGGUAUGCUCACACGCGUCCCUCUCUCGGUAUGCUCGCACGCGUCCCUCUCUCGGUAUGCUCACACGCGUCCCUCUCUCGGUAUGCUCACACGCGUCCCUCUCUGGGUAUGCUCACACGCGUCCCUCUCUGGGUAUGCUCACACGCGUCCCUCUCUCGGUAUGCUCACACGCGUCCCUCUCUCGGUAUGCUCACACGCGUCCCUCUCUGGGUAUGCUCACACGCGUCCCUCUCUCGAUCGCCAUCCCUCACAGUGGCGAGUCGUACGCGCAGCUGAUCAUGGGGUAUGCACGGGCGGGCAUGUGGAGCGAGAUGGCGAUCCCUCACAGCGGCGAGUCGUAUGCGCAGCUGAUCAUGGGGUAUGCACGGGCGGGCAUGUGGAGCAAGGUGGAUGCUUUAGUGGCUGAGAUGGAAGAGCAGAGCAGCAGAACCAACGCCCCUGCCGCUCGGGACAGUCUGGCGGUGUGCAAUGCGCUGAUGAUGGCGUAUGGGAGGGCGGGCAGGAUGGAGCAGAUGGAAAUGGUGGUGAAUCGGCUCCGGGUGCUGUCGCCAGAUGGCACGCUGCGAUUGGAGUCGUACAACACUCUCCUGGAGGCAGCAGCGAUGGCGGAUGUGGCGCGGGUGGUGAUGGAGAUUGAGGGGGCUGGACUCCGCCUCUCCAUGCGCUCCUAUGCUGCUGUUAUGCAAGCUCUGGGUUUAGCAGGGCACUUCGACCAGGUGAAAGGACUGGUGGCAACAGCACGCGCGCAAGGCCUCUCAUUCUCUCCCCCGGUCUACCGCAUGCUCAUAGACGUAUUGGGGAGGGGGGGACGACUGGGGGAGGCACUACUGGUGCUGGAGGAACUGAAGAGGGUGCAUCCGGGGCAUGGCAACCUGUCGGCUUAUAACACUCUGCUGCUGGCCCUCCAAGACGCCCAUCCAGAGCACAUGUUUGCAGUGCUAGCACUCAUGGCAUCACAGCGCGUGCUGCCCAAUCGCAACAGCCUGGGUGCCAUGCUGGCAGCGUGCGAGGCUGCCAACUCGCCACGUGGCGCUGCCAGGGUGUACCUCAGCGUGGUUGACACUUGGCGCGACGGGAUUGGCCGCGAGGGAGGUGGUGGGGAGGAGUGGGAGGGAGAGGAUGGGGAGGGAGUGGGGGUGGUAGAUGCGAUUCUCCGGGCUGUGGAAAGCUUUGGGCAGGCAGUGAAGGUGCUGGAAGGGCUCCUGGCCAAUGGGAUCGUGCCAUCUGUCAAGUGCUACAGUGAUGUGAUCCACUCUGUGUUCUGGGGCGUGGGGUUGCAGGUGCUGGCGGCUGCAGGGGAGGAGGAGAGGCUGGAGAAGAUCAAAGGGCUGGUGGGGCCUGAUAAGAGCAAUGAGAACGAUAAGAGUGAUCAGCAUUAUGGUCAAGCCCUUCCCUACACCUACUCCAGUGACCUCCUCCUCCUCUCCUCCCUCCUCUCUAUCCAAAUCGACCGGGGGAAUUUCGACGAGGCAUUGCACACCGCGCAGUUCAUAGUCAACGAGCGCCUAGACGAGUACCUCUAUAACGAGUACAUGGAGGAGGACAAUCGAAACAGGGAUGUCAGGGGAGAUUCCUACAGAGGGAUUCAGGGAGGGAGUGUGCUGCGGAGGGCCGAUCCGGCCUUUUUCCCUCUGGUGAUCGGGUUUUUCCGGCUGGCGAGGCUGAUUCCGGUGGUGGAGGGGCGGACGAAGCAGCAUCUGUCGGUGCUGCUGCUGCUGCUCAUGUCGCAGGCUGUGCGGUGUGGGGCCCCGCCGCUGGUGUCGGGGUUUCUGGUUUCUGCGUGGGCUAAGGCGAAUCAGGAGGAAGGGGAGUCUCCUGUUGAAAAGAAGGGGUUUGGAGGCGUGAGGAGGCCGAAACAGGUGGGGAGGGAGGAGGGGGAAAGGGUGUAUUUCGGGUCGAAGCAAGCAGGAGGGGUGGAGGGGUCGGGGAGUGAGGGAGAGGGAGAAUGGGUGCUGUUGGCCUCUAUGGAAUGGGAGGGUAGCAAUGGCAGUGGCAACGAGGGUAGUGAUGGGAUUGAGGAGGAUACCAGCAGCAGCAGUUCCGCUAGACGACCACGUGCUGACGUGGAUUCAGACACCGCUGACGUGGACCCCAGCACUGCUGACGUGGCAGACAAGAAAACCUCCAGCAAGGAAGACGCUGUCCUGGACGAGCUCGUUGACGACAUUGACAACAACGCGGACCCUGCAUUCAUGCACGUCCCGCCGCGCAUCCUCGUCGAAUUCCGCUCAUUCCUCACCCUCCCACCCUGCCCCAUCGAAUCUUCCCGUGCCGUUGCCAACGCCAUCAUCGAUACGGCCUACUCCCUGCAUCUCACUCAAGCGGCUGUGGAUUUUUUCUAUGCGGCAAACGAGGCUCGGAUGUUCCCGGACCUGUUCCGAGUGGAACGGGAUUCGCUGGUGCUGUCGCUCAGGCUCGUGUCACCGGCCGGGGCUGAGUUGAUAACUGCUGGGUUCUUCUGCCUCUGGUGCGAGCAAUCUGGACCGUUGCUGUCGUUGAUCUUGCGUCAGACCGGUCUGGAUUCUCUAGACGAUUUCCGGCUCGCUGAGGGUUUAAGGGACCCGAUUCCGGGGUUUAGGGAUCCUAUGGGAGGGACGGGUGUGGGGCUGGGUUUGGAUCCCGAGUUUGAAAUUGUUGAGAAUUUGUUGGAAAUGGGGCGGGCGAUUGGGGGAGGACGUGGGAGGAUGGGUGAGGGGGGUGGUCAAGUGAAGGAGGUGAGGAUUGAGAUUCCCGGGGAGGAUGAGAGGGUUGCCGCCAUGGCAGCCGUUACAUCUCAAGUAGCCCUUCCCGCAGCCUACACAGCCGCGCCCGCCGCCCGCGCUACAGCGUGCUCCGCGCGCGUUUCCCUCCGCACCCCUUCCUUCUCCGCGCAAGCCCUUCCCGCGGUGCGCGCAUUCCCCGCGCGGGCGGAGCGCGUCGUCGCCCCGCGCGCAGCGGUGGCGGAGGUGGGUAGCGAGGCGGCGGCGGAGGAACCUAAGAAAGUGAAGGUGCUGUCCGUCAAGGAGGGCAAGCAACGGCUGCUCCUUAAAUUCGUCUGGCUCGAGAAGAACAUUGGGAUUGCCGUUGACCAGAUGAUUCCCGGGCAGGGCACUGUGCCGGUCAGCUCGUACAUGUUUUGGCCGCGCAAGGACGCUUGGGAGGAGUUGAGGGAGCUGCUGGAGAGCAAGCCGUGGCUGUCGCGCAAGCGGGUGAUUAUUCUGCUCAACCAGGCCACUGAUAUCAUCAACCUCUGGCAGCAAACCACCUUCAAGCCUUGA